GCAGGGGAUGGGCCUGGACACUGGAAUGUGGUUUCAUUCCAGGCAUUGAGUCACAACGAGAGUCCCACACCUUGCAGAGGUAUGUCAUACCUGACCCACUGAGUCACUGUGGUGAGCACAGCCUCUAAUACGGCAGUGCAGAGCUCCCCACCGCAGCAUAGAUCCACCACCUCUGCCAGUGAAGACGUCUGCAGGAUGAGAGAACAUGACUGAGGCACAGCAGCCACAGGUAACGGCAAUCUCUCAUGACCAGAAGCUUCUGAAUGGAGACGCACAGCAGGAACUCCAGGUACUGGUCAGUGAUCCAUCACAGCCCUCGAAACCCCCAGACGGCCAGCAGAAAAGAAGAAGUCCUUACAGGUAUUUCCUGUCCUGCAGCCAGAGAAGACUGGCCAUAAUUAGCAUUGUGUGCGGGGUCUCCUGCCUCGGGAUCAAAGCCUUAAUCCUGGCUCUGCAGGCAGAGCAGGAAUCUGACCAGCAGAUGAAGGCCACCCUCUCCCGCCGCUCCCGGAGAUUCUCUGUCCUGAGUAUCCUGCUAUUUGUGGGCGCUCUUGUGUCUCUGCCCUUCCUUCUGGUUCUCAUCUCUUACCUGAUGACACUGAUUGAAUGACGUCAGCGGUCUCCAUGUAAUGUGAAGGGCAAGAAGAUUUCCCCCAAAGACUGAACCCCAAACUCUGUCUAAAGUUCCUGUAUAUAGAGUGUUUUAUACUUGUGUAUAUGAUGUGUAUUUAAUAAAACCUGAACAGA
This is a messenger RNA of Bufo gargarizans (Asiatic toad), 747 nucleotides long. It is a transcript of the gene TMEM265, whose product is annotated as transmembrane protein 265. The transcript is spliced from 3 exons. NCBI's taxonomy places the organism in Eukaryota, Metazoa, Chordata, Amphibia, Anura, Bufonidae. The record is from RefSeq and is a predicted model, not a curated record. Bases 206 to 610 code for a protein of 134 amino acids.